AGCGCGCGCGUAGCGCGCGCCUGUGUUGUUCUAGUAUUAUAUAAAAAUUAUCUCUAAAAAUAAUUUUAUAUAUAAAUUUAGAAUUUUACAAGAAACGAUAUAGUUUAAUUGAGCAAAAUCAUGAAUAGAGAUUACUCAUGUCCAUUUUUAUCAGUCGUAAAAUAGAAUAAAAAUAAGAAAAAAUAAAAAACAUACGGAAGUCAUGUGCAAAAGUAUCAAAAAAUUAAUGACAAUGAUAACGUUAUCGAAUAAACGUGCAGUAUAUAAAUUCAAAUUUGUUUCUAUUAAAAAUUCUAUUUUAAAAACUUUGUAAAAACUCUUUCCAAAAAGCUAUUUCUAUAAUUAUUCGAAAGUUACAAAAGUUAAAUGAGAAAGUAUGGUAUUAAUUGUUAGUAUAUUAUAUCUUGUCAUAAUAGCUGAAAAUUUAUCUGGUACAUAUGCGACAAAUUAUUGCAAUAUGGAAUCGUGUGAAAAAAACAAUGAUCAUACAAUGUGCAAGUAUCCUUCAUCAACACCAGGGAAAUCAUGCUUGCAAUAUAACAAUUUAGGUUUUAACAAUGUUGAAAGACAAGCUAUAGUAAAAAAACACAAUGAACUGAGACAGAAGGUCGCAUCGGGCCAGGAAAAGAGAGGAAAUCCAGGUCCACAGCCUAAGGCGGUUAAAAUGUCAAACUUAACCUGGGAUAAGGAAUUAGAAACAAUUGCUCAGAGGUGGGCCAAUCAGUGCGAUUUUAAUCACGAUGGUUAUAGAGACGUAGGUGAGUAAUAAUCUAUUGUAUAAUACAAUUGAGAUAAUAUUACCAAAUCGAAAUAAUAUCAAAUUAAUAACACAUAAAAAGAAAUAAAUUGUCUUUAAUACGACUGAGCUGUUUUUAUUUACGAAUGCGUGCUUUAUCAAACUUAGUGUCGACAAAACAAAAUUAUGGAAAAUAUAAUAUUUUAUGACAAAAUUUUUGGUAAGAACUUUGAUGCAACUCAUAGAUAAAGGUAGUUAUAUUGAAGUUUUAAAACUCUCAAAACUUUUAUACAACUUUAAUGGAGAGACCUCAAUUCGGCUAAAAUAUUUAAAAAUUAGACCAUAAAUACAGAUUUUAAAAUAAUUAUGUUAAACUAAUUUAAAUAUAAUACAUUGAACGCUUGAGUUAGCGACAUCCUAAAAUGUUAAAACUUUUUACAGCACAUUAUUAUUAUAUACUUGAACUUACAAAAUUACAUAUUUUAAUGGUCUAAAUUAUUUUUAAACCUGUAUCUGAUCUAAUUUUUAAAUAUUUUAGCAAAAACCUGGCCUAACUAUUUUCAAUGAUAUCUUUGAUUAAAAUACCUCAUCUCUUUGAAUUCCCCCUUGACCCGACGGCAAUCCCCUCUUUACGGAUUACAUUACUCGCACCUUCUUCCGUUUACAAACUACUCGUCCCGACGGGCAGUCCAGCCUAACGUGGUGAUCUCGCGAGGUGAUCCGUGAGCCUUCAGGUGCGCGUAACGAGGAACGUCAGCGCGUAUUCAUCGUCCCUGAAUUGCGAAUGGAUACGAUCCAUAUAUCAGAAAGUCAGCGGCGCUCCGGGUGUGCCCGUAGCUUCCCGGUGAGCGCGAGAACACGCUCGUCCUCGCAGACACAUGCGGGAGAACGUGAGAGAACCCCCCAAAGAAGAAGAAGAAGCGAUAUCUCGCAUAGGAUAGGAGGAAAGGUGGCCGGCUAUUAGGGGUUCUAAGCGCUUUUUAAAACCGGAUUCCGGGAGAAACGUAUCGAGUGUCGGACGCGCAACAAUGACACGGGCAAACAUUCCGAUAUACAGGCCCACCCGCGGCGUGUGUCGUUGCACAAGGGACGUGAUCUGCGACAUGGACACGGCAUGGCGCAACGCGCAGGUAAUGUUUGGACGUGCAUUAGAAGCCGAGAAGAAUGAAUGACGACGAAAAACGGAAGAAUUUGUAUUUGCUGACAACGAUUUCCUCGGAGUGACAGCUAUUAGGCGGGAGGUAAAGCAAUUGUAAAUUCAUCAGGUAGCGAUGUAAACGUUAAAUAUUUGCGAUUGUCACGUCCAAGCGUUACACGAUGCAUGAGAAUUAUUAAUGUGUAUGUAAUAGCAAAUUUACUUGCUAAAUGAAAACAAUUAUAAUAUAUCUAAAGUUGCAUUUUAAACUAUUAAAAUAUCAAUUUUAAUUUCGAUGAUGGAUAUAGCCAAGUUGCUAAAUUGCGUGAAGAGAAGUUUAUAGCUCAAUAAAUUUAACAAAGAUGCUAUUAGAAGUUAUUCAAAUUUGAUUCAAAUGUGUUCAAUUCAUAUGAUCAACAAGAGCACAAGUAGAAAAUGAUAAAUGAUGUCACGAAUAUUUGGCGGGCGUAGUCGACUUAAUAAUAAAAGAUUAUCGGUGUAAUCUGAGAGAUUAGGGUAGGCUUUUCUGGUAAUCCAGGUGCAUUUAGGUAAUCGUUUAACUCAAAGUUACCAAAGCACCUGCUUAUCUGCAGGUAAGGUUGCUAUAUUAAAAUUUUUUUAACUAGAACUUACAGGCCAAAAACUCCGGCAUUUCUGUUGCAACCCCGGACAUAUACGAGAAUACAUUAAUUACACAUAAUAAAUAUUAUAAAAGCCGCUCAAUAGGUGAUCGUGCCAUUGGAAAAAGCACGGUAAAGGAAAUAAAUAAAUAAAAUAUUUAAAACCCCGAACGCACAUAAUUUUCCCGGACAAAUUUUAAACACUUUCAAAAAUCUCUUUGGACGACCCCAAAUGCCCUAAAAAAAGAGGACAGUGUCCGGGGAAAGAGGACGGAUGACAACCCUACCUGCAGGGAACAAUGAAAAGAAAAACAAAAAAGAAAUUAUUCGACGCAUUAUUCAUAAAGGAGAUUAUUAUAUUUCGAAAGUUUUUUUAAUUUUCAAAUUUUAAGUUAAGUACUUAAUGGGAAAAUAUUUAACAGGAUGAAACUUGGUCGACUACUGGAGAGAAAGAGGAACUUCUAAAAAAGAAAGAAAAGAGAAGAAAGUUUUGUAUCGUCGAGAAGAACGCCUCAGUAUAGUGAAUGAAGAGGGACAGAGACCGAGAAGAAAAAGGCUCGUCCUCUAGAGAAAGCUUUAGAGGGCUCGCAAUCAUAUAUCUGUAGGACGGUAGGGGGGUGUCAACGAGCCCGACGAAGUCCCAGCGGGGUUUCCGCUACCCGAAUUGCUACCGGGACUCCCCGGGUGGUGUGAGAAUCUGGUACACUUAACGCUAAGCUACCGCAGCAGCUCCUGGAUUAUCCAGUUUUGUCAGUUGCGAUCGGUAUCCGUGUCACGUCUCGGACGGAAGGAAGUUAACAUUCGCGUGCCGCUUGUAAUCCGCUUCGAAUCUAAACUUCACCUAUUGGCGUGUGUUUAAUUGCAAUUAGAAAGUUAGAAGAAAAGUUAGUAAUGCCGUAAUAUUGGUGAUUUUUCUAUCUGGAAUGAUUAAAAAAAAGAAAAAUAUAUAUACAUUGGCAAAUUGUAUCUUUCUAUAAUUAAAUGACAGAAAUUGAAUCUUCCAGAUUAUACGUAAGUAAUGUAAAUAUGCAGAAGUAAUGUAAAUAAACUACGUUGUUGAAAAAUAUAGUAAAAAUUUUUAUAAUUUCUUCCUCGGUCUGCGCUUACUGCACAGAGAAAAAUUUCUUUAAAUUUAAUAAACCAUUUUAUUUGCUAUUCCAAAGCAUAUGUUUCUUUAUUUCUAAUAAAUUUUAUUAAAUCUAAAAAAAUCUGUAUAAAGUUUAUUAAAAUCAAAGAAAUAUAUGCUUUGAAAUAAUCGAACAAAACUGUUUAUUAAAUCUAAAGAAAUCUUUCUCUCUGUGUGCUUACCAUAGUAAUUCUUCCUUGAAUACCUUCUUAGAUAGUCAAAGAUCAAUCAUAAAUUAUUGUUACAUGAUACAUUUGAUCAGUUUCAUGGUUUCAUGGUAAAUCCACAAAACAAUUAUUUGCAAACAUUGGAAAACUGUAAUUAUAACAAAAUUAAAAAGCAAUACAAAUUUGAAAUACAUAUAUAAAAGUUUCUAAAGAAAUUAAAUUACGUAUAAUUUUUGUAAUCCUUUAAUUCAAUGAGUGAGCAUAUCAUCCUUUCAUACUUCCCUUGAAGUCACAGAUUCAUACGCAACCGCGAAACAUCCCA
This is a messenger RNA of Monomorium pharaonis (pharaoh ant), 4106 nucleotides long. RefSeq names its product venom allergen 3. Lineage: Eukaryota; Metazoa; Arthropoda; Insecta; Hymenoptera; Formicidae. The record is from RefSeq and is a predicted model, not a curated record. Bases 377 to 766 code for a protein of 129 amino acids. The transcript has 3 exons.